AAAGAGGGGGGAGGUAAGUAAUUUAGGGGGAAGAAAGAAACAAAGUCACUGAACGUGCAAGGCGCUCCUGGAAGGAUUUUGUGUUUUUGAAUGUAAUCUCCUGCGACUCGUUUUUUUUCGCCCCCGCACACUGGUGGAUCAGAUGUAACUCUUGUGCGGACUCCCUCUAACUCCACUAUCAGACAAAAACAACUUUCCUGCUUAUUUGUUCCGAUUCAAGACGGGCUUCUUUUGAAAACGCCAGUGAAAGAAGCCGAAGGACGGAUGUGUCCAGCGACGUAUGUUAUCACAACCUUCCGACGCGUUUGUACUUUUUUAAUAUCUCCUCCACAAACGAAUAGCUAAAUUCUUGGUGUUUUUUUUUAAAGCGUGGACACAAAGACAUUUCUCUAUUUAGUUCAUUAGACUAAACGAGAAGUAACGCGUUCUCCCCAGGCUUCCCCUACACACUUGUGCUGGAGGAAAAAGAACCGAGCGAUACCUAACUUAGACAUCAUAUAUACUUAUAUCUUAACAAAGAAGGUAUAAACUUAACCCCGAGGCAAAACAUCGGACGUUAAAAACUGCCUUUGCAUAUCUACAUCGUCGAUGUAUUAACUUGAGUGCCUCUGACCGCUAUCCGCAUCGAGACUGUUAUGAUAUGGUAACAGAGGAUGCAGGUGUGGGCGCAUAACCUAUCUUCAACCGCAAUAGCGCAUAUUACGUGGCUUUAGUCGUUAUUUAACUUCUUUAAUUAUUAUUUUCUGUUUUCUCAUUUUCUUUCUUUAUUUCUCCGUUGACUUCGACUCGGGCCACUCGUGUAAGUCCGAUGGAUUCUUCCUCACCCAUGCCUACUGAUGUCUGUAGGUUUUCCGCUGGAUGAGUGACAAUGUUUCAACCCUGAGAUGUCGUAAACGUUUUUUAUUUAUCUUGUCGUAUUUAUUGUGUACAUAGCCAAGGGCACUGUAGGUCUUAAUCGUUUAAACGCUGAGGCCUAUGUGACAGGCAAGGCACCCUCGAUUGUUGCCUUUUCAACCGCUGUACUGAAGACCGUUGUGGGGACUUACUUGAACGUAACUCGUCUACUGUACCUGCUGGCUUGUAUUUAUUAAGUACCUCUGUUGGUUUCCCUUUAAGUGUAGCUCUAAACGAAGCCAGUAGUGAAACGUUGGUUAAAGCAGGGCAUUUGAAAAACGGACUUGAUCAUGGAUCGACCCAUCAGCAAGCUAUUGGAAAAGUUAAAACUAACGGACUCGGGCAGUGCAAAAUUCAACAGCUCCAAGAAAAAAAACGACCAAGCGAACAACUCCAACAACAGCAAUGCCAACGUUGGCACGACGGUGGCCAGCGGCGGUCUGCCACCUGCCCCCGGCUCUGUCGGUGCCCCCGCCUCCCGGGCCGGCCAGCUCCCCCUCCCCGUCGCGGCUGACGUCUGCAUCAAAGGAGCCCCAGGAGUAGGAGGAGGAGCGCCCUCCGCCCAGCUCCUCUCGCCAGCGCCGCCCGCCCCCUCCUCCAAGGUGGCGAGCGGACCCCCGGAGGCGGAGCAGCAGCCCCCCAACCUGGCGCCCAUGCGCCACCGCUCCCCCCAGCAGCGCAACUCCUGCUACCUGCGCCGCGAGUCGGGCCUGGGCCCCGAGUUGGACCCCAUCAUGGGGGGGCCCCCGAACGGCUCCAAGGCCUCGCUCAGCCAGCGGCGCUACUCCCUGGAGCUCCAGCAGAUGGUGAAGAGGCAGCAGCUCCACCCCCCGCCGCCGCCGCCCCUCUCCGCCCCGCCGCCCUACCCCUACGGAUCGGGCCCCCGGCCGGGCGGCGGGGGGGGGGGCCCCGGAGGCGGGGAGCUGGGCUACCUGUCGGAGCCGGAGAGGCACAAGCGUCUGUCCCUGCAGGAGGCGCUGUUCUACAAGCGGCUGAGCACGGGCGGCGAGCUGUGGGAGUCCCCCCGGCCCGCCUCCCUGUCCCACCCGCCCUACCGGCACGCCGACCUGCCCGGCGGGGGCAUGGGGGGCAUGUUCUGCCAGCCCGGACCCCCGCUGAGCCCGCGCUCGUCCUUCAGCCUGCAGGAGUCGGUGCUGGUCAGCCCGCGGUCCAGCUUCGCCUCCAGCACGGCCAGCGGCGGUGGGGGGGGCGGCGGCGGCGGCGGCGGGGGGGGGGGCAGCCCCAUGGGCAGCCGCUGCUCCAGCAACCGCACCUCGGGCAUCAGCCUGGGCUACGACUCGCGCUACUCGGCGUCCGGGGGCGCCCUGGCGCCGCAGCAGGGGCAGCCCUUCCUCCAGGGGGGGGGCCCCCCCGGGUACGGGGGCCAGGGGGGCCGCGGCGGCUACGGCGGCGGGCCCUCGGUGGAGGCCUGGACCCACUACCUGGAGACGGGCCGCGAGCCGGGCCCCCACGACGGCCGGCACUCGUACCCGCCGGCGGUGGGCAGCCCCGCGGCCGCCUGCUACCAGGCGGGGCCCGAGUGGUGGGGGGAGCACUGGGGGGCCGGCGGCAGGGCGGAGGAGGCGGGGCCGGCGCCCGGGGAGAGGGCCCGCUACUCGGACCUGCCGGGCACGCGCUACCAGGAGGAGCUGACGCGGCUGCUGCUCCGGGACGCGGCGCUGGAGGGGGAGGGGCUGCUGGGCGGCCUGAGGCUGAAGGAGCCGCCGCCAGCGCAGACCAUCAAGGCGCUGUCCAAGCCCACCGCCACCACGCUCACCGCCGCCACCGCCGGGGGCCCGGGCCGGCCCCAGGAGGAGCCCGCCUGCAGCGCCGCGGGGCGGGAGCCCUCCGAGAACCGCCAGGAGUACUUCGGAACCUGCGUGAAGUGUGGGAAGGGGGUCUACGGGGCCGACAACGCCUGCCAGGCCCUGGACCACCUCUACCACACACGCUGCUUCAUCUGCGUCUCCUGUGGACGCACCCUGAGGAACAAGGACUUCUACAAUGUCAACGGCUCUGUGUAUUGUAAAGAGGAUUACAUGUUUUCAGGAUUCCAGGCUGCCGCUGAAAAGUGCAGUGUGUGCGGACACCUUAUUCUGGAACAGAUCCUGCAGGCGCUGGGCAACUCGUACCAUCCGGGCUGCUUCCGCUGCGUGGUGUGCUCCAAGGCGCUGGACGGGGUCCCCUUCACCGUGGACCAGCACAGCAAUGUCUACUGCGUCCUGGACUACAACAAAACAUUUGCUCCAAAGUGCGCCGCCUGUUUACAACCCAUUCUACCUACUGAGGACAGCGAGGAGAUCCUCAGAGUGGUCUCAAUGAACAAAGACUAUCACUUUGAGUGCUACCACUGCGAGGAGUGUAGGAAGCAGCUCUCCGAUAAGCCGGGCUCCCAGUGCUUCCCGUUGGAUUCCCAUCUCCUCUGCCACUCUUGUCACAUGACCCGAGCGUGCGCCACACAUUAACGCCCCCCCUCCCUCAACGACAUACGGGAGUAAUCCCGUGCAACGUUCUGUACAUAACAUUCCAUUAAUAUUAUCAACAGCCUGGUCCUAUCCCGUCUCUCUUGCUGGGACACAUUUCAACUCAUUGGGUUGUAAAUAUAUAUAUUUUAUACUGUUGAGGAACACGAUACCCACCCAUGCCACCAUCAUGGGAGUGGACGACGGUCUCGCAGACCCGUUUUAUCACAUGUAACUCCUGCUGUAUUAUGUUUGGUUGCAUUACUGUUCUAUAGUUAUAUGGGGGGGAGGGGGGGGGGGCAGAGGGGAAAACUACUGCUUUCUUUUUUUAUUUUAUUUUUUACCUCUUCCACCCUCCCUUGGGACUAUGGUUUGCUGUAGAAGAACAAUGGCUAUUUGCGUAACAGUUUGUUUUGUAUAUUUAAUAUUAUGGUUAGCAAACAAUUUGCACUUAAAAAAAAAUGUACGUUUACUGUAAGAGAUGUCAAGUGAAUCUGUACAAAUUGAAAACAUUCCUGUUGUCUGUAAUAAAUUGUUCAAAUCAAA
Messenger RNA from Gadus morhua (Atlantic cod), 3902 nucleotides. RefSeq names its product ajuba LIM protein (gene ajuba). Gene Ontology annotation, cellular component: adherens junction; nucleus; P-body. The record is from RefSeq and is a predicted model, not a curated record. NCBI's taxonomy places the organism in Eukaryota, Metazoa, Chordata, Actinopteri, Gadiformes, Gadidae. Gene Ontology annotation, biological process: response to hypoxia; regulation of DNA-templated transcription; cytoskeleton organization. Gene Ontology annotation, molecular function: transcription corepressor activity. The transcript is spliced from 8 exons. Bases 1185 to 3359 code for a protein of 724 amino acids.